Messenger RNA from Didymella exigua CBS 183.55, 477 nucleotides. RefSeq lists its product as uncharacterized. The record is from RefSeq and is a predicted model, not a curated record. The transcript has a single exon. The annotation marks the transcript as partial. Lineage: Eukaryota; Fungi; Ascomycota; Dothideomycetes; Pleosporales; Didymellaceae.
GGUUAUCUCUACAUCAUCCGCAAUCCUGAAGACCCAAGUCUCUUGAAGCUAGGCUGCUCGAUGAACAGCUGGAAACGCGCAAAGCAGCACAAAUCAAAAUGCGGUCUGAUGAUAAGCUGGGUAUACAUCUCAAACUGCGUGGAGAAGAUGAAGCGCGCAGAGAGGCUAGCCAAGAUCGACAUGGCUCAUCUGCAAGAAGACUGGAAGUGUUCAUUGUGUUCCGAAACGCACAGGGAGUGGUUCUGCGUCGACGAAGCGCAGGCGAGGAAAGUGGCGCAGAAAUGGACCGAGUGGAUCAACGAGCAAAAGCCGUAUGCGAGCAGCGGCGAGCUGACGCCCCUGUGGGCCUGGCUGAUGGAUUUUGGAAGGGUGCCUCGUCACGGCUUUGAACAAGACGACCAUAGGGCUAGAUGGGCGCACUGGGACGGCGUUCUCCUUGCAGCCUCGCGUGCAGACCGGAAGAAAUUCGACAGCCAC